GUGGACCAUCUCCCUCGCCCUGGGCUGCCUAACAACAUCGAGGACCUGCGUCACCAACGACGUCACACGGACAUUGAUGCUCAGCAUGAUCUCCGGGAUCUCCCGAUCAUCUCACGCUUCGCCACAUCGUGUUCCCAUACCUCGUGAUCCCCAUCGGCGGCAUCGGGACGCAGCGUAGUGAUUAAGUGCGGCUUGAGCGUAGGGUUGCUGGUCAGCCCGCCGUGGAGCUAGCCGAAAGCCAAAUGCUCCUCAUCGAGCCGACAAGCUAGCCAGCCACUUCAGCAUAGCCCCGAUCUUGCCUUCACUAACCCCGCAGUAAACCACUCGCCCCGACGUUAUCAUCGCUGCGUACACAGCCCGACCAUACAGCGUGGCUACUUGAGGAUUGAGGAUCCAAACAAGAGCACUGAGCGGCCCUCGACGAUUAUAAAAGGCACUUCCUCCCGCUCCCUCUCUGCCUCGACACACAGACAACGAUCAGCCACACAAUAAACAUGACCACCACGGCCAAGCAAGACGCCACAUACGCCCACUUAUCCCCCACCGCACCUCUCCAUACCAUCGGGAAGCGCCGACACGCCUCCCUCAUUAGCGAGGAGGAAGUUCACCUACAUCUGGAGCUCCUCAAGAAAUUCGCCGACCUCAAGCGACGCGUCGAGGCAGGAGAGUACGGUAAGGAGCCUCGAAAGGAGCAGAACGGCGACCACCUACCAGCUUACACUGCAGCGGCCAAGAGCGAGAAGAGCGAUCAAGGGCGAUCAUCUUCAGCAGGCCCCUCGCACGCAUGGGACGCCUUCCUCUACCGCGCGCUGUACCGCUUCGAGUGGUGGAUCGACUACAUGCUACCUCAGCUGUCAAGCACCUCGACGACGACUGCUGACUCGGCCGAGAAUGCCCCCUUGGAAGGUCUAUCGGCACUGUACGCUCGAAGCUUCCGACCUUGGUCCCUCUCUGCCCCGGACACUCACCAGUCUCACGUACGAGACUGCCCGAAAGAGUGCAUACCACCACUAGAUGUAGCUUUGAUCUGGCACGCCUACCUGCUCAAUCCCUCACGCUACGUCGAGGACGGCAUCCUUCGAGGGAACCACGCCAAACUCGUUCGUAUCAAGUUCCCGAUGCGCCAGCUCGUCGAAGCCGGAGGUGAUUCAGACAAAUCAACGCUCAAAGCUACCUCUUCAAUCACUCGGGACGCUGAGGUGAUGUGGGAGCGCAAGAACCCUCAUUCCCCCUAUGAUCCGCUGGCUCAUGAUCCCCUCGGAGAGACGGAAAAACUGCCAAUCGCAUGUAUCGGCUGUACAGCGAAUUGUGAGGUCAGCUGGAGAGACCUCGCUACCCCUGGAUGGAACAUCGAGUGCUGGAAUUGCCAGCAAAGCCUGGAUGCUCAGAGGCUCAUUGGUGGUUGGUUCUGCCGAGAUCUUGAUGACUGGUCGAAAGGUGGAGAUGAUCAGACGGGACCACGCCUCCGCGGCGGUGCUCUGUCGUCACGCGACGGUCGUGUCUUCUUCAAGGACCCGUACGGACCAAUGCUGCUUCGCCUCUUCUCUCACGCCCGCACCACCACGCCUCUCAACGAACGCUCUCGCGGCGGCGGGCCACUACGUAAUCCGAAUUACGACGUCUACGGUCCCAUCAAGCAGACAUCUCGUCCUUACCAGCUGGACGGGGCGGACUACUUCAGAGGGAUGCGCAUAGAUGACAUUGCUAGACACUUUACAACUCUCGUCCUGAGGCAGGUGACGGGCAAGAAGAGGCGCCGAGACGUUAAAGUCCGGGUUGCACAUCUGAUGCGCUUCUACAUCGACUCCAAUCCCAUCUCGAUGGGCGCGAGCGUCGACUUGGUGGCUGCAGUGCGCCGUCAAGAAAAGUUUCUGGCAGAGAUGAGCUCUCUUGGCUGGCUCGACUCCACCACGCGGGACGAAGAGGCGGUGUUUAAUGGCAUGCUGCACGGUAUGGGCUACUAUGGCGACUGCUUCAAGACCGUGGGACGCUUCAUCGAUCAUGAGGACAAGGUGGAAACAGGCCACCUGCAAAAGGCCUUUGAGAGGAGCGGAGAUCUCUGGUGGCAGGAGUGGGGUCAGCCUUACUCAAUGUGCGGAUGUGCGAGACAGCGAAGCGGGGCAAAGCGCAACGGCUCGCUGCUCAAGCGCCUGAUACGACGCUCGAUGCCUGCAUCAACCAAGGAGACGACCCUCAGCGACGAGAAGAAAAGCAUGUCAAACGACGCCGAGAAGACCCGGGCAGAUCAAGCCUCCUCCCACCCCGGCGUCAGCGUGAGCGCCUCUCCGGACAUGACGCCCUUCUUCUACGUUCCCCCGCCCAAUCACGACGAAGUCUGUGGCCGCGGGCUAGCGAAACGCAAUGACAAGCGUGGCGGAGCGGCUGACUGUCUACCGGGCAACAAGAUAGGCCAUCAAGUCGUGCCCCGCUAUGCAAAGGGGAAAGUGGUCGGGACAAGAGACGGCAUGGCCGCCAUGCCCGUGUUUCCCCAGGGCACGAAUCCGCCUCCUACGUUCUUCGUGUGGGGUGGCGUGAUGAAGAAGUGA
Messenger RNA from Jaminaea rosea, 2546 nucleotides. RefSeq lists its product as hypothetical. Bases 495 to 2546 code for a protein of 683 amino acids. NCBI's taxonomy places the organism in Eukaryota, Fungi, Basidiomycota, Exobasidiomycetes, Microstromatales. The record is from RefSeq and is a predicted model, not a curated record. The transcript is spliced from 4 exons.